This is a messenger RNA of Aspergillus novofumigatus IBT 16806, 1560 nucleotides long. Its product is annotated as putative cysteine synthase B. Bases 1 to 1560 code for a protein of 519 amino acids. The record is from RefSeq and is a predicted model, not a curated record. The transcript has 4 exons. Gene Ontology annotation, cellular component: cytoplasm. Gene Ontology annotation, molecular function: cystathionine beta-synthase activity; cysteine synthase activity. NCBI's taxonomy places the organism in Eukaryota, Fungi, Ascomycota, Eurotiomycetes, Eurotiales, Aspergillaceae.
AUGACUGCAAACGAGCUGAACGUCUACCGGGGCCCUGAUGCCCUCAGGAAGUACUUUGACCCCGAUUGCCAGCCGCCUCUACCCCUGGUGGAGGUUCCAGAGUACCUGAAUCCUUACCACCAGGAUGGGGUGCGCAUCUACGCCAAAAUGAUGUCGAUGCAUCCAGCAAACAACGUCAAGGCAAUGCCUGCAUUAAACAUGCUCGAGAAGAAAGUCGUCCCGGGCAAAACCAAGACCAUCAUCGAGUAUAGUUCCGGGUCCACGGUGAUAUCCAUGUCGAUGAUCGCCCGCGUCAUGCACGGUAUUCACGACACACGAGCCUUCCUAAGCAACAAGACCAGCGACGCCAAGCUGAAACUCAUGCAGUUCUUCGGCCUGGAUAUUACCCUGUUCGGCGGGCCCAGCCAGCCUGAACCGUUUGACGACCGCGGCGGGAUCCAGAGUGCCCGGAAGAUGGGUCUGGAGUCCGACGAGGUCCUCAACCCCAACCAGUACGAGAACCAUGAUAACUGGGGCUCGCAUGUGCGCUGGACGGGCCCGCAGAUUCUCAGGCAGCUCCCGGAGAUCAAUGUGCUCUGCGCCGGCAUGGGCACGUCGGGCACCAUGACCGGGCUGGGGACGUUUUUCAAGGAGAACAAGCCGUCGGUGUUGCGGCUGGGGGUGUGCACGGCAGCUGGGGACCGCGUGCCGGGCCCGCGGUCGUUGGCGCUCCUGAAGCCCGUCGAGUUUCCUUGGAGAGAGGCGGUCGAUGCCAUCGAGGAAGUCAAUUCGUACGAUUCCUUCUCCCUGUCGCUGGACCUAUGCCGGGAGGGGAUAGUCUGUGGCCCGUCGUCGGGAUUCAAUCUACAGGGAUUGUUUCAGCUGCUGGAGAAACGCAAGCAGGCCGGGACGCUGGCUGAGCUAGCUGGGCCGGAUGGUUUGGUCCAUUGUGUUUUUAUCUGCUGCGACCUGCCCUAUCAGUACAUCGGCGAGUACUUUUCCAAACUGGGGGCGGAGAAAUUCCAUCCCAUCAAGAACCAGAAUCUCAGCGCAGUCGACAUCUACCGCUACGACGAGAGCUGGGAACGAAGCCCCAUCGUCCUCUUCACGCAUUUCUACGAGACCCCCGCUCGCUCUCCGACACUCAGACCACUCUGCUGCGUGCUUGAUCUGAGAACGGCGGCCGACUACUCCACGUGGCAUCUGCCGGGAUCCGUCAACAUUCCCCUUCGCAGCCUCGACUCACAUGCUCCCAAGCCAUUCGCGGACCCCAGCGUGCUCGAAGCCCAAUGGCUAGAACUCGAGACCCUUUUCAAGGCCGAGGAGGCUCUGAGCAAGCUCCGUGGCCAGCAUGUCUUGGUCAUUUGCUAUCAUGGCGAUACAGCCCGCGUGGCCACCAGCGUUCUGCGAGCCAAGGGUAUCGAGGCCGAUAGUCUGAGAGGAGGGUAUCAAGCCCUGAGGGAUCAUGGGCUAUGGGGAGAGAACGAAGUGAGCACCUGCACUGCCAAUGGUAUUGGCGCUAGCACAGAACAUAUGAAAUCGUCGAUUUCUGUGGAGAGCGUCCCAUUGCAAGUGGGUUGA